Syngnathus typhle (broad-nosed pipefish) is the source of this 2365-nucleotide messenger RNA. RefSeq names its product autophagy related 14 (gene atg14). The transcript has 11 exons. Lineage: Eukaryota; Metazoa; Chordata; Actinopteri; Syngnathiformes; Syngnathidae. Gene Ontology annotation, biological process: mitophagy; autophagosome assembly; cellular response to starvation. Bases 188 to 1738 code for a protein of 516 amino acids. Gene Ontology annotation, cellular component: autophagosome; extrinsic component of phagophore assembly site membrane; extrinsic component of omegasome membrane. The record is from RefSeq and is a predicted model, not a curated record.
CGACAAACAAAACAGAACCCGGAAGUGUGGCACCGAACGUUUUCGCCGUGUUUGGUGGUCACGACCCAAAAAAGUCUGACGUUACCACAUGAACGCCUUGUGUUGACGUCGUGGAAUAGUUACGUUAGGUGAUAUAUAUUUACAAUAUAUAUUAAGGAAAAAAGGGUUAGGUGAUAACCACGCGAGAAUGGCAACGUCAGCGGUGCUGCCGCUUCUCGCCGAAGACCCAGCAGCCCCUUGUCUUGCUGGCAGGCCGCCGCAGCCGCCUGCACAUACAGCGCCGCCUCGCACGCAUCAGACCGUUCUGGCCGCCGGCGUCAUGGUGGAGUCCGUGGAUGACGCAGAGGGUCUUUUCGUGGCGGUAGAGCGGUGCCCGCUGUGCAGCACGUCCCGCCGAAGGCUGACGUGUGCCCGUUGCGUGGAGGCCGGAGACUUCGUGUACUUGGACGGCAGAAACGCGGAGAGGUACGCAGACAAGAUGGCAAGGCUAAAGACGCUGAAAGACGAGAAGGAGCAGCUGCAGCAUCGGGUAAUCCACAGCAUGCGCAAGAAGUUGCGGACCGACGAGACGAAGUGGAAGAUGAUGUGGUGCCGCGUGAAGAUGGAACAGAUCAGCCAGGCGCUGACCUGCGCACGCCAAGAAGUCAAGAUCGACAAAGAGCUGCUACUGCACUCCCAGGAGGAAUGUCAGCGCCUUCAGCGCCGCGCGAACCGCCACCAGCAGAAGCAGGAGAAAAUCGAGCGGCACAACCGGCGCCUGGCCGAACUGCUGGAGCGACGCAAGCGAGAGCUGGGCGAGCAACUCACUCAGCUGGCGGCCACGCGGCGCGAGCACAUCGCCGAAUUGAUGGCGCACAUCUUCCCCACACGGGAAGAAAAGGCCUGCAGCAGAGACCCCGCCGAUGUGGCAUCCGAGUGCGAGGCAGCAUUGACGUCCAGCACGGUGAGCGAGCUGGCGGAGGCGCGCAGGACCACCUACCUGUCAGGCCGCUGGAUCUGGGACGACCAGAACGGCGAGACUAGCGUCAGCAUCGCGGGGCCCGCCGCCACCCUGCCUAGCAACGGAGACUGCUCCGCCUACUACAGCUGGGUGGACGAGAAGAGCGCCAAGGACGGCCCGGUGCCGCCCGGGGUGUCCCUUUCAGAACUGGACCACAUCAACCCGGCCCACACGAUCAGCGCUGCUCUGUGCUACGCCACGCAGCUGCUCACUGUGUUGUCACACAUCUUGGACGUGGGGCUGCCCAAGAAGCUGUGCAACAGCGAGUUCUGCGGCGACAACCUGACUCGCUACCGAUUCACGCGCGCACUCAGCAAGCUCAACACCAACACGCUGCACCUGUGCUUUUCACAGCACGUGAACUAUGACAAGCUCCACCCACACCACACCCUCCGCAACAUCAUGUUUCUGGUCUCGGCCGACAAUGCCAACCUGGGCAGGACGGGUCCAUUUGAGAUGAGCGCCGACCUAGAGGAGUCGAUGGAGUUGGUGCAGCCCGAGGCCUCGGGAGCUGCCGAGGAGAGCGGAGACGAGGCUGUCACCGAUGACGAGACUGACCUCGGCACCGACUGGGAGACCGUGCCCAGUCCGCGAUUCUGCGAUAUACCAUCGCAGCCAAUGGAUCUCUCCCAGAGUGCGCUGCAAGUGUCUCAGCCAUCUGUCAUCACCGGAGGGAUGAUCUCAUCUGCGGCGGCCUCCUUCACAUCCUGGGUCCGAACGUACACGGGCCAGCGCUGACCUGUCCACCUUUGGCCCUCGCAACAUGGAUGGAGGGGGGUGUUGUGCAGCGAGGACAGCGUCCUGGAGGCUGUGUGGUGCCAAUGGAAUGGUUCUUUCUAACCCGGUUCUAGAAGGCAGGCUGAGGAGGGCUGUGACGUCACCAUCACACUCGUCAGCAUUUCUUUGGCGGGGUGGCAUCGGACUCUGCUGCACUUUUUUCUAACCCUGUGGUCUGAAACUUCUGAACGUUGCCCAAUGGCUGAAAAUACUGCGGCCCAUCACCCCAAUUUAUGUGGAUGUGGCGAAUUGUCAUUUCUUUAUGGGUUGUACCGUUUUUUUCCAUGUAUAAUGCGCCCCCAUGUAUAAUACGCACCCUGAAAAUGGCAUAUUGAUGCUGGAAAAAAGCCUGUACCCAUCACUGCGCAUGCGCUAGCAAACUCAAUAGCGAAGAAAUGUUUCGGAUUUGUGUAGGGUACAUUGUGACAGCAAACGAGCAGGUGAUCGAGCAAGCGUCUGAUACGAGAGCAUUGUGUUCGUAUGGAGCAUGUUUGAAGUGAACGGCAGAAAAGAAAGCGCAUCUGUAAUGGCGGCCUCUGUAUGAUAUCCGGAUAAAAAAGUUAUAUAAUAAAUUGUACCCAUUUAUAA